GCCACCGAGUAAUAAGAUUAUGGUGUGUAGCAGUAACCUUUAGCUCAACAAUUCAUUAGCUUUUGUGGAGUGAAGUUGCAGAGACAAAACUGAAAAAGAGAGGGAAAAGACAUGCUAGCAUGCUGGAGGUUUGGCUUCACACCUUGUAUUGCAAGUAAAGGAUAUCAAAAUAAGUUUUCAUGCAGAUCAGCUGAAACCCAUCAAAUCCAUGUCGAUAGUAUUGGAGACUACAGCAACAACAAAAAGAAGGUGGUCAUUGUUGGGUCUGGAUGGGCUGGCCUUGGUGCUGCUCACCACCUUUCUAAUCAGGGUUUUGAUGUUACUGUUCUUGAAGAUGCUAAUGGAUUCGGCAGUCCAGAUGAUGUUGGUAUCCAAGGCUUUUGGAGUCCAUACCAAAAUAUAUUUAGCCUGGUGAAUGAAUUGGGGAUUACACCCUUCACGGACAAAAUCCGGUCUGCACUCUAUUCCUCGGAAGGAUUAGAGGUUGAAUUUCCAGUAUUCCAGGAUCAGCCUCAAUUGCCUACUCCAUUGGGGACAUUGUACCACACUCAAUUCACGAGGCUGCCUUUGCUGGAUAGAUUAACAUCACUUCCUCUAAUGGCUGCUGUAAUUGACUUUGACAAUACUGAUACUGCUUGGAGAAAAUAUGAUCCAGUUACUGCAAGGGAACUUUUCAAACAGUUUGGGUGCUCAGAAAGGAUGUAUCGGAAUGUACUCGGACCACUGCUUCAAGUCGGUCUGUUUGCCCCAGCAGAGCAAUGUAGUGCAGCCGCAACACUUGGAAUGCUCUACUAUAUCUCCGUUGCUCAUCAGAAAAAUUUUGAUAUGGUUUGGUGUCGCGGGACAAUUAAAGAAAAGCUUUUCGAGCCAUGGAUGGACUCGCUGAGGACCAGAGGAUGUCAAUUUGUGGAUGGUGGAGAAGUGAAAGAUAUCAUCGUCGAUGAACAAACAAGUUGUAUUUCGGAGGUGGUUUGUAGCAACGAGACUUUCAAUGCUGAUGCAGUUAUUUUGGCUGCUGGAAUCUCCCAAGUACAAGAACUUGUUAAGAAUAGCGCAGCAUUAUCUACGAGGGAGGAGUUUUUGAAAGUUCUGAACCUGUCUGCUAUUGAUGUACUCAUCUGUAAACUUCAACUGGACCGAAAGGUCAAAAUUCCUCAUGCAAGCAAUGCAUGCUCUGGAUUUGAUGAUUCUUUUUCGUGGACUUUUUCCGACUUGAAUGCACUUCAUGACGAGCAUGAAGACAGUGAAGCGACAACAGUACGGGCUGAUUUUUACCAUGCCAAUGAAUUGCUACCUCUUAAAGAUGAACUUGUAGCUGCAAAAGCUAUGUCUUAUCUAUCGAAUUGCAUUAACGACUUUGCGAAUGCUACGGUGAUCAAUAAAGAGAUCUCAAGAUUUCCAAAGUCUUUGACUCACUUCUUUCCAGGUUCAUAUAAACAUAUGAUGCGCGGGUCUACAUCCAUCCCAAACUUGUUCAUGGCUGGAGAUUGGAUCAUAACUCGGCACGGAUCAUGGUCCCAGGAAAAGGCUUAUGUGACGGGACUGGAGGCUGCGAACCGGGUGGUAGACUGUCUUGGAGAGGGAAACUUUGCAAGAAUAAUAGCAGUAGAGGAAGAUGAGCCUCAUGUUGAAGCUCUAAGGAGCCUUAACAGAAGAUUCAAUGAGAUAAGCGACCAAUUCCCAUUGUUUGAUUAUUUCUUGAAGUGAGGACUUUUUGCUGCAAUGCUCUGUAUAGUGUUAAUAAAGUAUUAAGCCAAUAUACUCGUUGAACUGAAAUUUACAGUUCUUUCUUCAUUCAGUGAAUUGGCAUAUAUGUAGUGAUUUAUACAGUAAUUUAUUAAUCAUACAGCGCAAUGUCACACAGCACAA
This is a messenger RNA of Mercurialis annua (annual mercury), 1869 nucleotides long. RefSeq lists its product as uncharacterized. The record is from RefSeq and is a predicted model, not a curated record. NCBI's taxonomy places the organism in Eukaryota, Viridiplantae, Streptophyta, Magnoliopsida, Malpighiales, Euphorbiaceae. Gene Ontology annotation, molecular function: oxidoreductase activity. The coding region runs from base 112 to 1707 and encodes 531 amino acids. The transcript has 13 exons.